AAACAUCAUCCUUUCACCGCCAUACUUCAGUUCCAUGGCAAAAAUUAGCCCUCACCCAGAAAUCCCUCAUCUUUUAUACGUGAUAAACUUAUCAUCUUUCUAGCGUGACCGACCGACGAACGAACGGACGUCAGGCGACGACAUCAACAAUGGCGGGUAACGAAUGGAUAAACGGGUACUUGGAGGCGAUACUUGACACCGGCGCAGGUACGAUUGAGGAGAACAAGGCGUCGGCGCCGGUUAACCUAGCUGAUGGAGGCCAUUUCAAUCCCACCAGAUACUUUGUUGAAGAAGUCGUUACCGGCGUCGACGAGAGCGAUCUUCAUCGGACAUGGAUCAAGGUGGUCGCCACUCGUAAUACCCGCGAACGUAGCUCACGUCUCGAGAAUAUGUGUUGGCGUAUUUGGCAUCUUACCCGCAAAAAAAAACAGUUGGAAUGUGAAGAACACCAAAGACUAGCUAAGAGGAGGUGGGAACGUGAACAAGGCCGGAAAGACGUAACGGAGGAUCUUUCUGAGGAUCUGUCUGAAGGUGAAAAGGGAGAUGUCUUUGCAGAACCUCUGGUAACUGAAACCUCAAAGAAGAAGAUUCAGCGGAAUGUUUCCAAUGUGGAUGUAUGGUCAGCCGAUAGCAAUAAAGAGAAGAAAUUGUACAUCAUUCUCAUCAGUUUGCACGGUUUGGUUCGCGGAGAAAACAUGGAGCUUGGCCGUGACUCCGACACCGGCGGUCAGAUCAAAUACGUUGUGGAGUUAGCAAAGGCACUCGCCAGGAUGCCUGAUGUAUACAGAGUCGAUCUAUUCACACGACAGAUUUCCUCCCCUGAAGUCGAUUGGAGCUACGGAGAACCGACGGAGAUGCUCACGGUCGGAUCCGAAGACGCUGCCGACGUCGCUGAAGUCGGGGAGAGUAGCGGCGCUUACAUAAUCAGGAUCCCAUUUGGCCCUCGCGACAAGUACUUGAGUAAAGAAGUACUCUGGCCGCACAUUCAAGAAUUCGUGGAUGGGGCUUUGGCUCAUAUUCUAAACAUGUCUAAGGUUUUAGGCGAACAGAUCGGCGCAGGGAAUCAUCCCGUUUGGCCUUACGUUAUUCAUGGACAUUAUGCGGAUGCUGGUGACAGUGCGGCUCUGCUUUCUGGGGCUCUGAAUGUCCCCAUGGUCUUGACAGGACAUUCGCUCGGGAGAAACAAAUUGGAACAGCUUCUUAAACAGGGAAGACAGUCCAAAGAGGAUAUUAACUCUACUUAUAAGAUUAUGAGGAGGAUUGAAGCUGAAGAACUUUCGCUUGAUGCUGCUGAACUUGUUAUCACCAGCACUAAACAAGAGAUCGAUGAACAAUGGGGUUUGUAUGAUGGUUUUGAUGUCAGGCUCGAGAAGGUUUUACGGGCUCGAGCCAGACGUGGUGUUAAUUCCCACGGUUGUUUCAUGCCUAGGAUGGCGGUUAUUACUCCUGGUAUGGAUUUCAGUAACGUUGUGGAUCAGGAGGAUAUAGAAGCCGACAUAGAAUUAACCUCAACUAAUGAUGGCUCUUCUCCUAGAGCCGUUCCCCAAAUAAUUUCAGAAGUGAUGCGGUUCUUGACGAAUCCACAUAAGCCGAUGAUAUUGGCAUUAUCGAGACCGGAUCCGAAGAAGAACAUCACUACGCUUGUGAAGGCAUUUGGAGAAUGUCGCCCAUUAAGAGAGCUUGCUAAUCUUACGCUUAUAAUGGGGAAUAGAGACGAUAUAGACGAGAUGUCUGGCGGCAAUGCAAGCGUUCUCAUCACGGUUUUGAAACUGAUAGACAAGUAUGACCUUUACGGGCUUGUUGCAUUCCCCAAACAUCAUAAACAAAGUGACGUACCCGAAAUAUAUCGAUUGGCCGCAAAGACAAAGGGAGUGUUUAUAAAUCCGGCUUUAGUUGAGCCUUUCGGACUUACCCUCAUCGAGGCUGCCGCACAUGGCCUCCCUAUGGUAGCUACGAAAAAUGGCGGGCCAGUUGAUAUUCAUCGGGCUCUCAACAACGGUUUGCUCGUUGACCCUCACGAUCAACAAGCGAUUGCGAGCGCGUUGCUUAAACUAGUGUCGGAAAAGAUCUUAUGGCACGAUUGUAGGAAGAACGGGUGGAAGAACAUACACCUAUUCUCCUGGCCGGAACACUGUCGAACUUACUUAACGAGAGUUGCUGCUUGUCGGAUGAGACACCCACAAUGGCAAACAGACACUCCAGUCGAAGAAUUCCCGAACGAGGAAUCCUUAAACGAUUCGCUCAAGGAUGAUCAAGACAUGUCCCUUAGAUUGUCGUUUGAUGGUGACAAAACAUCUCUAAAUGAAUCACUCGAUACAACCGGGGGAGAUCCUGAAGGCAUGAAUGACCAUGUAAAGAAACUACUGAGCCGAAUGAAUAAGCCAGAACAGGGGAAGCCUCAAGAUGGUAAAGCUGUUGAUAAUGUCUCUGGGAAAUAUCCUAUGUUGAGGAGGCGGAGAAGAUUGAUUUUCAUCGCGGUGGAUUGUUAUAAUAACGACGGUUCACCCGAUAAGAAAUUGAUUAAGAUAAUACAGGCGACGUUUAAGGCGGUUAAUUCAGUAUCUCAAAAUGCUAAGUUUUCGGGGUUUGCUUUGUCUACUGCAAUGCCUAUAUCAGAGCUGAUGGCGUUCUUGAAAUCGGGAAACAUCAAUGUAAACGAGUUCGAUGCUUUGGUUUGCAGCAGUGGAAGUGAAGUUUAUUAUCCUGGGACGUAUAUUCAGGAUGGAAAGUUGUAUCCUGAUCCAGAUUAUGUCUCCCAUAUUGAGUACCGUUGGGGUUCUGAUGGGUUGAAGAAAACCAUCUCGAAGUUGAUGAGUUCAAAUGAAUCUCAUUCUUCAAAGUUCUUUGAGCAAGAUUUGGAAGCCAGUAACUCUCAUUGUCUGUCCUACAAGAUCAAGGAUCUCACCAAGGCUAGGAAGAUAGACGACUUGAGGCAGAAGUUAAGGAUGAGGGGUUUGCGAUGCCAUCUUAUGUACUGCAGGAACUCGACAAGAAUGCAAGUCAUUCCUCUACUGGCGUCUAGGUCACAAGCAUUAAGGUAUUUGUUCGUUCGAUGGAGAUUGAAUGUGGCGAACAUGUACGUGGUUCUUGGUGAGACGGGAGACACUGAUUACGAAGAGAUGAUAGCAGGGACUCAUAAGACACUGAUUGUGAAAGGUUCGGUUGAGAAAGGUUCGGAGGAUUUGUUGAGGACAAUUGGGAGCUACAUGAAAGGUGAUAUUGUUCCAGAGGAAAGCCCUUUGAUUACCUACACCACGGGAUCGAAUAUAACGCCUGAUGCCAUAGCCGAAGCUCUAAGAAAGAUAUCCAAUUCGGGUGGUGCUAUUUGAACUUGGUCAUAUUCAUACUAUUGUUAUAAUAUAAAGUGAAAGCCACUCUCUUUGCCAUUGAUAUUCUUGUGGUAGCUGCAUCAUACAUGCAUGCAGAAGAAGAGGGUUUCUGUCAUUAAUGUUAUAAAAUAAUAUAUACAAGUACAAACUUUCAGUCUU
Molecule: messenger RNA, 3488 nt
Organism: Impatiens glandulifera
Lineage: Eukaryota; Viridiplantae; Streptophyta; Magnoliopsida; Ericales; Balsaminaceae
Product: probable sucrose-phosphate synthase 2
Exons: 12
Coding region: 150-3329 (1059 amino acids)
Biological process (GO): sucrose metabolic process
Molecular function (GO): sucrose synthase activity; sucrose-phosphate synthase activity
Source: RefSeq, a predicted model, not a curated record